AUGGCUCCUGACAAGAUCAAGUCGAAAGACCUGAGCUACGAGUCCACUCUCCCGCCAUUUCUCCAGCGUCUACAUGACCAAAAGGCCGGACGAGGCGACCAGGACAGGCAUGAGCAGCAGAUUGCUCGUCCCAAGCGGGCAAAGACCCAUGACGACGAAGAUGACCCGACGGUAGUAGAUGAGAGUGGCGAAACCGUCUCCAUGGCUGAGCUCAAGAAAAUGGAGAGCAGAGGAGAGGGAGCGGACGGCGAUGGCAUUGUCACGGGCGAGUUGAAGGACGACGGCGAGCUUCUGGCUUCUGGCGCGCUCCCUGACGAGGAUGCACGGCAGAAGGCUGACCAGAAAGUCACUGACGGCGCUGCUACGAAGAAACGCAAGGUUGCGAAAGUGGUCGGCGAUGACGAUGAGGGCCAGGUUGAGGACGGUGCAAAGAAGAAAGAUGGCGAGCAAGGUGAGCCCGCCACCAAGAAGCCUGCGAAGAAGGCUAAAAAGUCGAAGCCGAUCAAGCUCGCUUUCAACGAUGACGAGGGCUGA
This is a messenger RNA of Saxophila tyrrhenica, 534 nucleotides long. RefSeq lists its product as uncharacterized. The transcript has a single exon. NCBI's taxonomy places the organism in Eukaryota, Fungi, Ascomycota, Dothideomycetes, Mycosphaerellales, Extremaceae. Bases 1 to 534 code for a protein of 177 amino acids. The record is from RefSeq and is a predicted model, not a curated record.